Molecule: messenger RNA, 2390 nt
Organism: Elgaria multicarinata webbii
Lineage: Eukaryota; Metazoa; Chordata; Lepidosauria; Squamata; Anguidae
Gene: PMEL
Product: premelanosome protein
Exons: 12
Coding region: 33-2183 (716 amino acids)
Biological process (GO): melanosome organization
Cellular component (GO): plasma membrane; melanosome
Source: RefSeq, a predicted model, not a curated record
GCUCAGGAGGCUCCAAAGAAACCAGAGUUACGAUGCCACAGACUUGGUACAUGUGGUUUGCCCUUUGGGCCCUUCUUGCUGUAGCUGCAGCUCAACGCAGGGCCAGUGGCAGGAACAACAGAUGGGGACAAAACUGGAGCCAGAAGCACUCCGCUUACAAGACAUGGAACUCCCGACUGUAUCCUUGGUGGAAAGAGGGUGAUUCUAGGCAGCGAAACUGCUGGCGAGGCGGUGACGUGACUUUUGUCAUCAGCAAUGAUGCCCCGACUAUAACAGGGGCCAAAGCCACGUUCAGCAUCGCUCUGCGCUUCCCUGGUAACCAGACAGUGCUGCCAGAUGGGCGUGUAGUGUGGAGCCAGAACUGCACUGUAAAUGGUACUCGUGUGACGCAAGGAGACCUAGUUUUCCCUGAUCAGGAGGCCGAAGGCUCGGACUCCUUCUUUCCUGAUGGGCAGCCAUUCUCCCCAAGUGACCGUGGAAGGCGUGGCAAGUUUGUCUACGUCUGGCAGACAUGGGGGCGCUACUGGCAGGUAGUAGAUGGUCCCUCCUCCCUGCUGACUGUUGAUACAGGCGAUACACCUCUGGGUUCCUACACCAUGAAUGUGGAAGUCUAUCACUACCGGGGACGUGAGAAAUUCAUCCCAAUAGGUGGCACCUCUUCACAGUUCAGCAUCACCGACCAGAUCCCGUUCAAUGUGGACAUUGCACAGGUGCUCGAUGUCGACGGGGCCGAUGGCCGCUUUGUGCUCAACCGGGCCAUCUCCUUUGGCGUGCGGCUCCAUGACCCCAGUCAGUACCUGGGCGCUGCCGACAUCUCCUACUCCUGGGAUUUUGGCGACCAGAGCGGGACGCUGAUCUCUCGGGCAGCCGUGGUGACCCACACCUACCGGGCCGCUGGCACCUUCAGCCCUCGGAUGGUGCUCCAGGCUGCCAUCCCACUGGCCUCUUGUGGAAGCAGUACUACGGAGGAACCGAUCGUCAUCCCCACGACAGAUGCGAGUGGCACCACGGAGCAAGCCACCAGUGUCUUGCCCACCGCCAGCAGCACCACCACCGGGGCAAGCUCCGAGGGUGUCCAGACCCCUGUUCCAGCCGCUGCAACUUCAGCACUGCCCACAGAACCACCCCCCGAGACGGGUUCUUUGCCCACUGCAGCAGCCCCUGCCACCGUGAUCAGCGCCGUGCCCGAAGGGGCAGACUUGGCAGUUGCUUCUGCGGAGCCCGCCUCUGCCGCUCCAACUGAAGGUGCCGCAGGCACGAUGGAGCCCACAUCUGGGACCUCUGCCACCCCUGCGCCACCUCUCCCAAGCACUGUGGCACUGGCGUCUGCAGCCAGCCUGGCGUCUGCAUCCGUGCCAGCUUCUUCAUCCCCAGCAGCACCCGAGGAGGACCCGAGCACUCCGGCAGCCCCUGAGGCACCUGCAACUGCGCUUCCUAGCGUGGCCAGCACCCCUGCCUCUCCAGCAACAGCAGAUACCACUGAAGACGGAUCAACCAUCGUUCUGGCCGUAUCCAUCGUGCCGGACACUGGAACAGUUGCAACUGACAUGGCCCAAAUCUUGGUAAAACGCCAGGCACCGGCUGGCUGCCUCCUCUACCGCUACGGGACCUUCGCCACUGACCUGGACAUUGUCCAGGGCAUUGAGAGUGUGGAAAUUGUGCAAGUAGUGCCACUGGUGUCAGCCAUCGCUGCAAACACAGUAGAUCUCACAGUGACCUGCCAAGGAAGCCUCCCUGAAGAAGUCUGCACCACCGUUUCAGACCCUGAGUGCUUGAUGGCCCAGGAGACCGUGUGCAGCCCGGUCCAGCCCAGCCCUGACUGCCAGCUGGUUUUGCGCCAGGCCUUCAACCAGUCCGGCCUCUACUGUGUCAACGUCUCGCUAGCUAAUGCCAAUAGCCUGGCUGUAGCCAGCACCCAAGUCAGCGUUCAAGCAGGAAGAACUUCAUCUUCAGCUCAAAUUACACUAGUAGUUGGAGUCGUGCUGGUGGCUGCUGCCUUGGGUGCUGUUGUCUAUACCUACAGGCGUGUAAAAUAUACCCCUCUACGUGCUGUGAUGUCCACUGGCACCUCUCCCAGAAGCUGGUUGCCUGACCGUGCCACUGUACGCCUCUUCUUACGCCAGGCUUUUGGGCAAGAGGCCAGUGGGGAAAGCAGCCCACUGCUGAGUGGCAGCGUGAUCUGAAGAUGGUGACGAACGCCAAGGGAGCCCUCGCCAUGCCACCUACAGACCAGAUGCCUCAUGGAACCCACACUGGGAAAGGAGACUGUGUCCUCCCUGCCAUUCUUCCUCCCUCUAAACUGACCUUCCCAGCAUUGUUGCUCUUUUUAAAGAAUUUCCAGCUAAGUAAACACUCAGAUUCCUUGAUGGUGCUAUCUCAGUGCCUGCCUG